GUUUACGGUACCGUACCGUUCCUACCUACUAAAUUGGAAGGGAAUAUGUACCUAUAUCAUGCAAUCAGUUGAAAUUGUAAUGAAAUGAAAAGGUCAUAGUUCCAUGAAAUCCGUACAAAAACGCGUGUCGUACCAUUUUGUUUAAUAACAUUUUGUUUAAAAUUAACAACACGCAAACUCGUGAAAUUUAAAUAAAUAUUGCCGAUUCACCAAAUAUCGUAUAUUAGAUGUACUCUACUAUACAAUAACAAACUCGGUUUUAGAGUUUAGAGUAUUAUAUUAAUUCGUAGAAUAUUACCAAUUGCGAAAUGUGUAAAUUGUGAAAAAGACUGUUUUCAAACGAGACUACGACAAACGUAUUUUGUUCCCCUUCGUUGAAACUUGUUUAUAAACUUACAUGAACUUUUUUUUUCGACUUAGUGCUGUGUCUAUAUUUAAUCGUGUUCGCAAAAAAUUGCACAGCCUUCAUAUAACUUUAAAUCUGUUUCGGGUUCAGUCGGUUAAUAUGGGUUUGCUAACUGAAGGUAGCCCACUGUCUUGGGAGGAAACUAAAGCUUUGGCAGAGCACGUACGACAACAUGGUGUAGAACAAUUCAUUAAUUUGUACAGAAAACUUCAAGAUCGCACUGGUGAUGUUCUUAAGUGGGGUGAUGAGGUGGAGUAUGUGAUAGUGAAGUUCGAUGAUAAGAAUGAAAGAGCCACAGUAAGUCUUAGGGCAAAUGAGCUAUUGCCCAAGUUACAAGAAAAAGAACUUGCAGACCCACAGAAUGUAAAAUCCCUAUGGCGGCCGGAGUAUGGAGUCUACAUGGUAGAGGGUACCCCAGGAAAGCCAUAUGGAGGACUUUUAGCACAUUUCAACAUUGUGGAAGCCAAUAUGCAGUAUCGCCGAGCCGAAGCCAGCGCUCUGUUGCAGGAUGGUGAAGUUAUAAUGAGUAUAACUAACUUUCCUAGAUUGGGUUGUACAAACUUCACAAGUCCACCUUAUAAACCAACUCCUAAUGAAGGCGUUACCAGAUCUCAUUAUUUCCCAGACGAGGGAAUAUAUCAAGGACAUCCAAGAUUUAAGACUCUGACUUCAAAUAUAAGACUGAGAAGAGGCGAAAAGGUUGCUAUAAAUAUACCAGUGUUUCGUGAUGUAAAUACAAAGAUACCAGUGGAUAACUCUCAUACACUUGAGCCGGAUGCAGCAAAGCCAGAUUGCGUGUAUAUGGACGCAAUGGGUUUCGGUAUGGGCUGUUGCUGUUUGCAACUCACCUUUCAAGCAUGUUGCAUUACCGAGGCACGCACUCUGUACGAUCAGCUAGCCCCUUUAUGUCCAAUAAUGUUGGCGUUAUCGGCAGCGUCUCCCAUAUACCGUGGCUACCUCACCGACGUGGAUUGUCGUUGGAACGUAAUUUCUGCAUCUGUGGACUGCCGCACGCGCGAGGAGAGAGGCCUCGAGCCGCUCAAGAACAAUAAGUUUCGAAUCCAAAAGUCGCGCUAUGAUUCAAUCGAUUCCUAUCUCUCACCACAAAAUGAAAAAUACAACGACAUUCCAAUCGUGCACGAUCAGAAUAUCUACAAGCGACUCCGCGAGGGCGGAAUCGACCACCCCCUCGCCCUGCACGUGGCACAUCUCUUCAUACGAGACACCGUCUCUCUCUUCUCUGAAAAAGUUCACCAGGAUGACGAAAACGAUACUGAUCAUUUUGAGAAUAUACAGUCGACGAAUUGGCAGACCAUGAGGUUCAAGCCGCCGCCCCCGAACUCGUCGAUCGGUUGGCGCGUAGAGUUCCGCCCCUGUGAAGCUCAACUCACGGACUUCGAGAACGCGGCCUACGUCUGCUUUGUUGUCCUGCUCACACGGGUCAUACUCUCCUAUCAACUCAAUUUCGUCAUGCCCAUCAGCAAGGUGGACGAGAACAUGCAGCGUGCCCAGCGUCGAGGCGCGUGUCUGAACGAGAAGUUCUGGUGGAGGCGUGACGUGGGCGCGCCACGCGACGUCGCGCCGCCGCACAGCGACGCCACCGACGAGUACCACGAGAUGUCCAUCAACGACAUCGUCAACGGAAAGGAGGGCGUGUUCCCCGGACUGAUCCCGCUGAUCGAGUCCUACCUGUCCGGAAUGGACGUGGACGCGGACACGCACUGCUCCGUGCAGCAGUACCUCAAGCUCAUCCAGCGCCGCGCCGCCGGGGACAUCGUCACCACGGCCUCCUGGCUGCGAGCCUUCGUCACUAACCACCCGCAUUACAAGAAAGACUCCGUUGUGACCGAGAAGAUUAACUAUGAUUUGCUCAAGACGGCGCACGGAAUACAGGACGGAAGUAUCCCCGCGCCGACGCUGCUGGGCGGCGGCAACGUUUCGAAAACAAACGAAGACAUUCCUAAAGCAUUCACAAAGAUGAUGAGCAGGGAUUGCUCUUAACCCACUGGAUAGCGUUACACCGCGUGUAGUGCCUUGUGUGCUGCAAUUGCACUCGACUUAGACCUACUUAGAUACUUUUAGUGGUACUUACGGUUGCCUUAUACAUGUUUACUUCUACGAAUAUCUAAAAUUCCGUACACGAUAAUUAUUGUUGGAUACGCGUAAUAUUUGUAGUUCAAUUACAUACUAUAGUAGAAUUAUUUUGUCCGUGCAGUUUGGGUCAUAAAAAAUCGGAGCGGUGAAGCGAGUAUUUCGAUCUCUCUUCCACUCACGAGCCUUAUG
Bombyx mandarina (wild silkworm) is the source of this 2689-nucleotide messenger RNA. RefSeq names its product glutamate--cysteine ligase (gene Gclc). Gene Ontology annotation, biological process: glutathione biosynthetic process. Gene Ontology annotation, cellular component: glutamate-cysteine ligase complex. Lineage: Eukaryota; Metazoa; Arthropoda; Insecta; Lepidoptera; Bombycidae. Gene Ontology annotation, molecular function: glutamate-cysteine ligase activity. The record is from RefSeq and is a predicted model, not a curated record.